UUUUCCUCUUUUACAAAUUACCACAACACAUAAUCCGUGAUCUGAGCUGGCAGUGAAUAAAUUAAGCUAAUAAUACAUUUUGGGUAGAUUAUUAUAAAAUGUUUGAGAAGUACAAUACUGCAAUUUAAAAAUAAUAAUAACAAUAAAUAAGGCAAAUUUCGUCAAUAAGUGCAGACGAGUUAUAAAAUACAGACGAGACGGCAUAUAAGUAGUAAUUCCAUGCUGCCAAGUUAGCACGGCGUGACUCAAAGCAGGUAGAACUCGCACCGUGUGAUUCUUUGGAACGCGUAAAUAGAUUUGUUUAUGCAGCAGCACUCGUGUGUACAUCCGACUGUGGCGGCCUCAAAGACGAAAUAUGGUCGCCGACAUGUGAAACGGUUGGAAGAAAUGUCGACCAUAACCAAUAGCUCUAUGCAGUUUGCAAUUGCCCCUCUAAUCGUUUGAGCCUGGACGGAUGAGGAGACUCUUUGACGUGGUCACCCGAAUUCAUAGUCAAGUCCCCAGUCUUCCCCACUUGAGUGUUUCUUCAUCUCAGAGACUAAAUGCAACUGGACCAGGGGGCUUGUGGGCAUGAAGUGGCUGGGCGAAUCCAAGAACAUGGUAUUAAAUGGCAGGCGACAUGGAAACAAGCUAACCAGCGAGCAAACUUUGAGUCAGUCUCGGUCCCAGCAUUCACAGCGGGCCUCUCUGCGUCACAGCAAAACGCACUCCAGAAACCGGCGAUGUAGCCGUAGGUUUCAUGCAACCAGCCUGGAGGCUGAGAGGCGAUAUGUGCCCUCCUCAGGAAUGACUGCUAAGGAGCUCUGUGAGAACGAUGACCUAACCACCAGUCUAAUAUUAGAUCCUUACCUGGGCUUUCAGACUCACAAAAUGAACACCAGAUUCCGGCCCGUAAAGGGAAGACAGGAGGAGUUGAAGGAAAUUAUUGAACGCUUCAAAAAACACGAUAAUCUGGAGAAAGCAUUCAGAGCCUUGAUAUCAGGAGACUGGUCCCGAAAUCUUUUUCUUCACAAGACGAAAUCUCAAGAAAAGCUAUUCAAACAACAUGUAUUUGUGUAUUUGCGGGUGUUUGCCACUGACAGCGGGUUUGAGAUUCUUCCAUGUAAUCGCUAUUCAUCGGAGCAAAAUGGAGCUAAAAUUGUGGCAACUAAAGAAUGGAAAAGAAACGAUAAGAUCGAGUACUUAGUGGGGUGUAUUGCCGAGCUUUCGGAGAGUGAAGAAAACAUGCUGCUGCGGCAUGGAGAGAAUGAUUUCAGUGUCAUGUAUUCUACUCGCAAGAACUGUGCACAGCUCUGGCUGGGACCAGCUGCUUUUAUCAAUCAUGAUUGUCGCCCAAACUGCAAGUUUGUGUCGACAGGGCGGGACACUGCCUGUGUGAAGGUGCUGAGGGAUAUUGAACCGGGCGAGGAAAUCUCUUGUUACUAUGGAGAUGGAUUUUUUGGGGAAAACAAUGAAUUUUGUGAAUGCUACACCUGUGAACGACGUGGCACUGGUGCUUUCAAAUCCAAAGCUGGACUGCCUGUCGAGGUUCCGGUGAUCAACAGCAAAUACGGAUUGAGGGAGACGGACAAACGUCUUAACCGUCUGAAGAAAUUAGGAGAAGGAAACCGGAGUUUGGACUCUCACUCUGUAGGCUCCCACACUGAUGUAGACUCUCAGGAAUCGCCAAAAACACAUCAAUCCGCCAGAAAAAGAUCAUCUGGCCUCAAGUAUAAAAACAGGACUCAAACAAGACAGACCCUGUCAAGAGCCCUGACUACCUCAUGUUCAAAACAAGGACGUGUAAACAACAAUAGGGUACCAAAGAGACUAAAAACCCAAUCAAAGCCUUCAUUAAGUAAAGUCCAGUUGAGGAGUCGCCGAAGGGUCAUAGAGCCCAAGGCGUUGGCCAAAGGUGAAACUUGCCAGCUGGGUCUCAGGGACUCGAAGGCGUCACUGUCUAAAGGUGUCUCCAUAAAGAAGGAGAAGGAUGCGCAGGAGCUGGUCCAAAAGACGCUUGGCCAGCGGGGAUGCUUGACACGCCAUGCUGCAAAGGAAAAUGUUAAUCUAACCAUUGGGCAACAUAGUAAGACUUGCCUGUCUCAAACAUACAGAACUCGCAGGUCCACGAGGACCCUUGUCAAAGCCCAAGAAACAACAGGCGGUGUCAAACUAGAUUCCAGUGCUAUGCACGACUUGAGCCCUGUCUCUGGCGCAGUGGUCAUUAAAUCAGAGCCAUUGGACAUGGAAGAGUACCUCCAUCAAGGGAUAGGUCUGCAGCAGCCAGAAUUGGAUCCUGGCUACGACCAACGCGGUUCAUGCGCGAGACUGAAGCGGCCGACACGGCUCGGUCCGGAACGAACAAUUAAGUGCGAGGACUCGUACGGUGAGCCCUUUAUGCCCAUGGCAUCUGGUCACACCGCCAACUACUCUGACUGUGGGAAGGUUCUGUUGAGCUUUUCUGAUCGGCACAGAGACUUGAACGGAGUUGCCAACGGCAGAAAAUCCCUCCACAGGGACAAAGCUAAAAGUAGCUGUCGCUCACAGGACAAGGGGAAAAGAAAGCGCCGGAUCACUCGUUAUGAUGCACAGUUGAUCCUGGAAAACACGACCGGUCUCCCUAAACUGACGCUUCGCCGACGGAGAGACAGUAGCAGCAGCAAGACCAAUGAUCCUAACGAUGUCAUCGGUUCUUCGGGACUUUCUGCUUCGUCAGUGACAUCCGCUGCUUCCAGCAAGAUUAGCAUCAAGUUCAGCAAGGACCAUGAUAAGGACAAAGGCAGCUCAUAUAUAGCCAAGCUUAGUAACGGUUUUGCCCCUGUGGUCCACAGUAACGCAACAAAGCUAAAGAUACAGCUGAAGAGAGAGGAUGAUGCACGGAGGAUAUCCCAGAUGAAGACGGACCAGGUGACCUUUAGUGGUGACAUGGGACAGAGUCUUGAGGCCAGAAGUGGUGGACAUCGGACCCAACAGAUUAUGGCUGAACCAUCAUCUGACGAAAACGAUGCGGACGGUGAUGACGACGAAGAUGAUGAUGAUGACUACUUUGACAAUGAGUUCGAAGAUGAUUUCAUUCCACUUCCCCCGGCAAAACGGCUGCGACUCAUUGUCGGUAAAGACUCAAUUGAUAUCGAUAUCUCCUCCAGGAGGAGAGAGGAUCAGUCCUUGAGGCUAAACGCAUAGCUUGUAGAGCUCGUCACUCUUGUCCCUGUAAAUAAAGAAAACAAGCUAAGCAACUGUUGUAUUGAUGUAAAAUAAGUACAGUAAUUUAAAAACAAAUAAAAAACUUAAAUCUGGGCCGGUAUUCAUAAAGAAGCAGAAGUGUUUUUAUAGAGCUCCUAAUUUUCCAGAAAAACAUGAAAAAUAUUUAUGAGGAGGUGUUUCUGAAGUUGUUUCAAACAUUAAUUGUUCGUGCCCUCACUCUCCCCAUUCAAAACACAAAGCAUUCAUAAAUACUAUAGACGAAUGUAUUAGACGACCUAUGACAACCGCCUGUCAAGGGAGUGCUUUAAUUUACGGAGACUAUUCCUACUCAAGUUGAGAAUAAUCAAUAAUUGGACGUGACUGUUAAAUGCAUGCAAGGGUGUAGGUUUCCAUAGGGACACAUAACACUACCAACUUUUCAGGAUGCUAAAAUUGUCCCCACCAACUUUUAAGCAACCUUAUUUGCAUUAUAUAAUGAAUUCACUUAUAUAGGGAAUUUAGAUUGUCUUCCCAUACGUUGUAAGGAUAGAAUUGACCCUACCAUUAUUGAGUGAAUUAUUUUCAUUAUGUCCAUGUUUGCUAAUGAAAAGUUUUUGAAAACAAAGGUUUGAAUCGAACAGUCUUAUCACCUGAACCAAUGCACGUAAAAGUUAUUAUCAGUCGAUACGGAUUUAUUUUGCAUUGAUCAUUUAGCCUUUCAAUUAAUUAGGUUCAUAUUCAUGACAAAUGUAACCCUUUGCCCCAUUCAUCCAAUCUGUUUGGUCUUAAUGUCCCGUCCCCAGCAAAAAGUGUACAUGCAGGUUAUGCUGUUAUAUCGUCCCUACCAAUGUUGAGACCAAACCUACACCCUUGAAUUCAUGUCACAGACUUGGAACAAAUUUCACCCAUCCAACAUAAGAUUCUCUAUGAAUACGGGCCCACAUCAUUACUAGAAGGAGCUGUUAACCUAAAACAAAUCUCUACUUAAUUUCUAUUGCAUACAUUAACUAGCUGAUAUUUUGUUUGUCUUGGCAUUUUUUGGUCCACCAGAGGUUUACACCAUUAUUGUAUAACAGUCCUUCCGUAUACAUUUAAGAAUCAAUUAUCAACGUUCACUUUUGGGAUUUUGAGAACAAUGACAACCUGAACAUAUUUUAUUGUGGUUGCAUUAAGUUGUUCAGCUGUUGUAAAGAAGUGGCCCUGCUGGUUGAGCCUCCCAAAACAUUUUCCCUAAUCUUAACUGGAAAUGUAAAACAAACUGGUUCCAUGCAGAAUUGCAUUCAAGAUGGCAUGUGUAUUCCUCCAGUACCUGUUGUUACCAUUUAAAAUAUAUAUAUACAGUUUAAAAGUUUGGGGUCACCCAGACAAUUUUGUUUUCCUUCAAAAGUCACAUUUUUAAUUUUUCAAAUGAGUUGCAAAAUAACUAGAAAAUAUAGUCAAGACAUUGACAAGGUUAGAAAUAAGGAUUUUUAUUUGAAAUAAUUUUCUCCUUCAAACUUUUAUCAAAGAAUGCUCCCUUUGCAACGAUUAAAGCUUUUCAGACCAAUGACAUACUAACUGUCAAUUUGAGGUGGUAAUCUGGAGAAACUUCACGCUUCCAGAAGCACCUCCCUCAAGUUGGAUUGGCUUGAUGGGCACUUCUUGCGUCCCGUAUGAUCAAGCUGCUCCCACAACAGCUCAAUGGGUUUGACAUCUGUUGACUGUGUUGGCCCCUCCAUUACAGAUAGAAUACCAGCUGCCUGCUUCUUUCCUAAAAAGUCCUUGCAUAAUUUGGAGGUGUGCUUUGGGUCAUUUUCAUGUUGUAGGAUAAAAUUGACUCCAAUCGAGCGUUGUACACACGGCAUGGCAUGUUGUUGCAAAAUGGAGUGAUGGCCUUCCUCAUUUAAAAUCCCAUUGACCUUGUACAAACCUCCCACUUUACCAGCACCAAAGCAACCCCAGACCAUCACAUUACCUUCACCAUGGUCGAAAUGUGACAUUGGUCACUCCUUCAGCAUCUUUUCAGUUGUUCUGCAUCUCACAAAUGUUCUUCUUUGUUCCAAAGUCCAAACACCUCAAACUAUGAUUGGACUUUUUCCGCCCAACUUCCUCUGUCCAAUGUCUGUGUUCUUUUGUCCAUGUUAAUUGUUUCCUUUUAUUAGCCUGUCUCAGAUAUGGCUUUUUUUUUUUUUUUUUGCCACGCUGCCCUGCACCCUGGAGUUCUCUUCACUGUCGACAUUGACACUGGCGUUUUACAAGUACUUUUUAAUGAAGCUGCUAGAUGAGGACCUGCGAGGCAUCUAUUUCUCAAACUAGAGAAUCUUAUGUACUUGUCUUCUUGCUGUGUUGUGCAGCGGGGCCUCCCGCUUCUCUUUCUACUCUGGUUAGAUCUUGUUUGUGCUGCUCUCUGAAGGGAGUGAUGCACAGCGUUAUAGGAAAUCUUCAAUUUUUUGGCAAUUUCUCAUAUGGAAUAGCCUUCCUUUUUAAGAACAGAUUGUCAAGUUUCACUUGAAAGUUGUCUUUUUCUGGCCAUUUUGAGAGUUUAAUCAAACCCACAAAGGUGCAGCUCCAGAUACCCAAAGCUCAAGGGAAGAUCAGUUUUAUAGCUUCUCUAACCACCUAAACUGUUUUGAGCUGUGCCAAGAUAAUUGCACAAGGUUUUCUAAUCUAUUAUCCUUCUAAGGCAACUAGCAAGCACAGUGUACCAUUAGAACAUUGGAGUGAUGUUUGCUGUAAAUGUGCCUCUUUACAAAACUACAUAGAUAUUGCAUUAAAACCGGACGUUUUCAGCUAGAAUAGUCAUUUACCACAUUAAUAAUGUAUCGCGUGUUUUUCUGAUUAGUUUAAUGUUAUUUCCAUUGAAUAAAACUGUACUUCUCUUUCAAAAAGGAGGACAUUUCUAAGUGACCCCAAACUUUUGAACGGUAGUGUAAAUUCAGGCAUAAUGGAGUUGAAAAGACUAAACAAUAAACGACUAUAAAAUAGGAAAUUAAAAUGAAAUUCGUCGUCAUGGCCACCCUUUCAUUCCUUCAUCACCAUUUUUUUCCGAAACCGCUUAUUGGGUACCAAUGUCGCUAGUUUGAUACCCCCUCCUGAAACGAUAAAUUUGCUCAAAUUACUUUUUAUUACUAAUAAUUCAGCGAGGAAAAUUAUGUUGAGAAAGUUGAUCGAUGUGAAGACUCGUUUAAUGGACGUAACCACAGAGAGUUACAUUUUACUUCUACAACAUUCCAAGCAACUUUCAAGGCACCUGUAACUGGUGAGCUUUUCUUCAGACUGGCCGGCAGUGGAAACCUGCUGCCAGCCGCCAUCAAGUUGGUAACCACUGAGGUAGAAUAAAGUAAAAUGUGUGCUUAUUCUUAUUAACAUCCUAAGCACAAUUACAAUGACUUUGAAAUGAAUGUCACACAUUCCAGUCAACGUUGGAUAUUUCUUGCAGUAGCGCUGUUAAUGAAAUGUCUUUGGGAGGCACUCCAUGUGGCAAGAAAAAUAAUUUCACCUUUUGUUCACCCUCAAAAUGUUCUUUGAGUUCAAGCAGUACAGUGUUGCACUGGCCGCUUUACUGAAGAUGUCACACUUAGUUGCGUCAAAGGUAAAAGUUGCUUUCACCCUGUGUAAUUUAGAAUACAGUACCACUGUCUUGUUCUAGAAUAGUCUCCGGAACGUAAUUGCAAUUAGAGAGAUUGUUUUAUGUUGAACUCUUCCUUUCAGUGAAUGCACUUGCUAUAUUCAUAAUGGACAUUGACAUUGUAGAAAGUGUACAGUACAGUGACUAUCCACUCUGUCUUAUAGGCAGGUUUUUAUUGAGCUUUUGUUUUUUCCUCAUUGUGUUUUUUUUUUUUUUUUUUUUUUUUUUUGUAUGUGAGAAGCCAUGCUGAUUUUUCAGUGUGGUGGAGUUUCUCAAAAAGCAUUAUAAUAUUAGUCAUUUCAGUUGGAUUAAUGUGCCAUGUUUUAAUUACUGCAGUCCUUUAACCCUGGAACUUUCUUUUAUUACAGUUUUAUGUUUUUUUUGUUUGUUUUUUUAAGUUAAUGUGAAGAGUUCAAAGAAAUAAAAGCACACGGUUUUAUUAAACACGACUGUAUUUAAAUGUACCGAUGUUUCUUUCGUUUUGGAGCCUCUCUGUAAUAAAAACAUGGCAUACUGAAUAAGUCACAUUCAUGCUUCAAAGUUAACAAUAAUUUAAAACCUCUCAUUAGAAAAGUAAUGUACAGAAAGACUGGCUUAUGUUGUUAAUAUUUUUUUUGUCAAAGAGCACAUUUUUUCCCCCCAGUGAUUUUUCCCAGCAAUAAAUGUGAUGUCCUCAAUACAGUUUGAUGGCAAAUGUUUAUAAUCUCAAUCAUUCUUUGCUCAAAAUUGUUCAAUUUCUGUAGUGCUGCUAUUCCAUUGUUUAACAAUUGUCUGAUGGUGUUUUGUACACGAGAGUUCAGAGCUCAAUUCGGUCUGUACAUUACUCGACUCAUACAUUUGCUUUUUCAUACAAUGUUUAAAAGUAUAUCCAGUCAGUGCCUUAAGAGUCUUGACCAAAUUAAUAGAGUAAUAGUUUUUUUCUUAGGUGCCCAGCUUCCUUUGAAACGCAUAGUUACAUUUACCGCUGUCAGUCUCUCUGUCUAUUAUUUUUCCUCCUCUCUGGAAGUUCAACAACCUAGUUGAUUGAGGGAUCAACAAGAAAUGGAUGUUUACCUACUUUUCAUGCUAUAUUGUACUGUUCAUAUCACCAGCAGCUAAUCAUACUUCUAAAACAGGCUCUAUCUGUCCUCCUUUUUCAGGUUGUCUGCAUUCUACUACACUGUAAAACUGUUCCAGAUGUACCGUUAGUGUGCUUUUUGUCCAGUAGACCGCUGUCAACUUUUCCUAUUGAUUGAAAAAGGGAAAAAAAAAAUGUAAAUAGUUUGCGGACAUUUAAUGUGUUGCGUGGCAAAUCUGUACAAAGAAUUAAAACUGGGCAGUGCAUAUAUUGUCCAAUAUGUAAAUCACGUCAAUACACCUUGUACUUAUUUAAUCGCUUUCAAUACAGGAAAUUUAUAAAGUUUCCUUGUGAGCAGUUUCAUGAGCCUCUCGAGCUGAGAAAUGCUGAAAAGUUGCAGUUUAAAUUGAGGAUAGUUUUAUUUCCCGGCCCCCAAAAUUAAGACAAUUCACUCAUAGUCACACUAUGCCUUUCCUGAAAACGGUUAUGCAACCCUGGUCCUCGACAGCAGCUAUCCAGCUUGUUUUCCAUGUCUCCC
This is a messenger RNA of Corythoichthys intestinalis (scribbled pipefish), 8364 nucleotides long. RefSeq names its product lysine methyltransferase 5B (gene kmt5b). NCBI's taxonomy places the organism in Eukaryota, Metazoa, Chordata, Actinopteri, Syngnathiformes, Syngnathidae. Gene Ontology annotation, cellular component: nucleus. The record is from RefSeq and is a predicted model, not a curated record. The coding region runs from base 571 to 3162 and encodes 863 amino acids. The transcript is spliced from 11 exons. Gene Ontology annotation, molecular function: protein binding; histone H4K20 methyltransferase activity.